This is a messenger RNA of Andrographis paniculata, 1110 nucleotides long. Its product is annotated as protein ENHANCED DISEASE RESISTANCE 2-like. Lineage: Eukaryota; Viridiplantae; Streptophyta; Magnoliopsida; Lamiales; Acanthaceae. The record is from RefSeq and is a predicted model, not a curated record. The transcript is spliced from 2 exons. The coding region runs from base 198 to 1007 and encodes 269 amino acids.
CACACAUUACACUACGCUACGUAUUUUUUAUCGAGAGAAGACAGACCACACCGCCAUUGUUAGCUGAUUUCAUCUUUGCCGCUUACCUUCGCUUCCUUCGCUACAUAUAUAUAUAUAUAUAUGUAUCAUUGAUACCUUGCGAUAUCAGCAUCCUUACUGGACGGACGGACGGAGAGAAGGAGAGAGCUUAUCUAUCUAUGGAAAAUCCAGAACAGAGCCGCGAGGACGAAUGGAUCGAGCGAGUGAAAUCGAAAGGCUCGGUUCCAUAUAUCGAUCCAGAACACUGCCCUGAUUCAAACUGCUGGAUAUCCCCUCCAGCAAACAUAUUCAUGGUUAGAGGAUCACAGUAUCAGAAAACAAAGGAGAAGAUCCCCGGCGAUGACUAUCUCCUUAAGCCUCUCGGCUUCGACUGGAUUAAAGGGCCGGCGAAGAUUUCAGAGCUGCUGAAAAAUCCCAAAAACCACAUCCGAAGAGCCCUCGACGAAACCAAAAGUCGGCAACACCGCAAGCCUUUCGUGUGGGCCUUUAAUUUUCAGCUCCCGACUAGCGACAACAACAGCAUCGUCAUGUAUUUUGUCGACACGGAUGGCAGAAAGAGCAACGAAAAUCCUCUGAUCAAGAAGUUCCUAAACGGAGACGAUGGAUUCAAGAACUCGAGACUGAAGUUAAUGGUGAACAUCGUGAAAGGACCGUGGGCUGUGAAAAAAGCAGUCGCGAGGCAGGCGAUCUGCCUCAUCGGGAAAUGGCUUACGUGCAAGUAUUAUCGUGGCGAAGAUUUUAUUGAAGUCGAUAUGGAUGUUGGAUCUUCGAUGUUUUCGACAGCCAUUGUUCGUCUGGCCUUCGGAUACUUUGCAACCAUGACCGUUGAUAUGGCUUAUGUGAUCGAGGGUCAGGAUGCAGCGGAGCUGCCGGAGCAGAUGCUCGGAGCCGUUAGAUUUUCCGGGAUCGAUCCUGCUGCUGCGAAGCCGGUCGAAUUGCCCUCCCAAGGAGCGGCUAUUGAGCAAUGAUUGGUAAGUUAAUCGUAUCUUUUCAUUGGAAUAAAAUUUUUAGGUGAAAUGAUUAUGGUAACAUUUAUAUUGAAAGAAUUAAAUGAUAAUAAAUGUAAAAUAA